AGGGACGGAGGUGGGCUUUUCCUGCCAGCACAACUGCUGCAGUGUUCUUCCAGCGGACUAGCAAGGGUAUUCUUUUCUUUUACAUUCUCAAGCUUCUCUCUCUUGGAUGGUAGUUCACCUCGACCUCCUCUCACUAUGCCUACCCUCCCUUCCCCCUCCUUAAAGCAAAAUAUUUAGAAGUCUCUGGACAUCUACCGGCCCUGCAACAGGAGCUCCAGCAGCCCCACAUUCCACGGAUUCCUGCUCUGUGACGUCCCCAAGGACGGAGCUCCGCGAGCUGAGCCGGGUUGCUUCGGCUGGGGAGCUCCAGCUUCGUGUUCCAAACACACACAUAAAGGCGCGCACACACACGCGCGCGCGCGCGCACAGAACCGCAACGCCUCCACCCUUGGGACUCUCUCCAUGCCACAUUCCAUUCCGCCCCCCACCGCGAGCCCCUACCCUCCCUUCCUCCUCCCGGCACCCCAGCGCCUCAGAGCCCAGCCGGGUGGGGGUGGGGGUGGGGGGCGCCGCUGCCCCCGGCGCCUGCUUCAGCUCUUCUACCCGGAGCGGCCCCUUUCUUUCCUCCCCUCUCUCCUGCUUGCAUUUCCUGCGGCUCUCGCUCGCUUAGCCCUAGAAAGUCAGGGCAAACUUUUCCCUCUCCCGAGUGCAACGUGCGCAGGUCUCGGGGCAGGUUGCCGUAACUUUUUAUUUUUGCCUCCGCCACACCGCCCCCUCUUCCAAUCUUCAGUUCUCCUGGGAGAGCAAACACAAAGUAGCUGCUAGCGGGCCCUCCCUCUCCCUCCCACCUCAUCCCAUCCUCUCGGGCCUUAAACCUUGAAAUCUCCAGGCCACGGAACAAAACCCACACACGUUGACUAGCUUUCUCUUCUCGCUCUCUUUCCCCCUCUCCGUCCCGGUCCUUCCCUUUCCUUUCCUUCCUUGACUCUCCUCGCUUGAUCGGAGCGGAAACCUCCCUCCCCUUUCUCCUCCUCCUCCAACUACUUCCCCCCUCCCCUUCCCAAAUCAGCCACUGUAAUAAAUUCCUUGGGGAAUAGAAGCUUCUGCCGCCGACGACCUUUUCGUGGGGGACUCGGGACCUCUGUCCUGGGGGGACGUUUAAGCAGUUUGAAAACUUCACUGCCAUCCAGUUUUAAGUCUCCCAAAAUAGGGAGGGGGUGAAUCCUGACCAAUGAUUUUAUUGCUAUAGGGAAACCUGCUGUGGUUUGCAGCUGUGCCACCGGAGUGCUGUGUUGGGCAUGGACACCUCUUCCCAUACAUGGAGUAUCAGACCUGCUAGAGAAAUCCCCAAACCACAAGAUUGCUGAGGUGACUUUGAGAUAAGGGGGCAGCUGUCUUCGGCCAUAUAGCCAUGCCAUUUGGGCUGAAACUUCGCCGGACUCGGCGCUACAAUGUCUUAAGCAAGAAUUGCUUUGUCACCCGGAUCCGCCUGUUGGACAGCAAUGUGAUAGAGUGUACCCUGUCAGUGGAGAGCACAGGGCAAGAGUGUCUGGAAGCUGUGGCUCAGAGACUGGAGUUACGAGAGACACACUAUUUUGGCCUCUGGUUUCUUAGCAAGAGCCAGCAAGCGCGAUGGGUGGAGCUCGAAAAACCUCUGAAGAAGCAGCUGGACAAAUUUGCCAACGAGCCUUUGCUUUUUUUUGGAGUCAUGUUCUAUGUGCCAAAUGUGUCACAGCUUCAGCAGGAAGCUACAAGGUAUCAGUAUUACCUACAAGUCAAAAAAGAUGUCCUAGAUGGGCGUUUGCGGUCUACCCUGGAACAGGGAAUCCGACUAGCUGGCUUAGCUGUACAAGCUGAUUUUGGGGACUACAAUCAAUUUGAAUCUCAAGAUUUCCUUCGAGAAUAUGUGUUAUUUCCUAUGGAUUUGGCACUGGAAGAAGCUGUCCUGGAAGAGCUGACCCAGAAAGUGGCCCAAGAACAUAAAGCACACAGUGGAAUCCUGCCAGCGGAAGCUGAACUUAUGUAUAUCAAUGAAGUGGAACGUUUGGAUGGGUUUGGACAGGAAAGCUUCCCUGUGAAGGAUAAUCAUGGAAAUAAUGUGCACUUGGGCAUCUUCUUCAUGGGAAUUUUUGUGAGGAACAGAAUUGGACGGCAACUAAUACACAGGUGGAAUGAUAUUGGCAACAUCACACAUAACAAGUCUACUAUCCUACUGGAACUAAUCAACAAAGAAGAGACAGCCCUCUUUCACACAGAUGAUAUUGAAAAUGCCAAAUACAUUUCUCGGCUGUUUGCUACAAGACACAAGUUUUAUAAGCAGAACAAAAUCUGUACUGAACAGUCAAGUUCUCCUCCUCCCAUCAGACGGCAACCCACCUGGAGCCGGUCAUCACUGCCAAGACAACAGCCAUAUAUCUUGCCUCCUAUGCAUGUCCAAUGUGGAGAACACUAUACUGAAACUCACACUUCCCAAGACAGCAUUUUCCAUGGGAAUGAAGAUGCCUUCUACUACAGAUCCCAGACCAGCCUAGACCGCUGCGCCAUGGACAUCAAUUACUUAAAUGGAACCGUUACAAACGGCAGCGUCUGUAGUGCCCACAGCGUAAACUCUCUCAACUGCUCCCAGAACUUCAUGCAGGCGUCUCCGGUGUCCUCCAACCUCAGCAUCCCGGGGAGCGACAUCAUGCGGGCCGACUACAUCCCCAGUCACCGGCACAGCGCCAUCAUCGUCCCUUCCUACCGGCCCACCCCCGAUUAUGAAACGGUGAUGCGACAGAUGAAGAGAGGAGUCAUGCAUGUGGACAGCCAGAGCCAGUCGCUCAGGAAUCUCAACAUCAGCAACACGCACGCCUACAACCGGCCGGAGGAGCUGGUGUACAGCCAGCCCGAGAUCCGGGAAAGGCACCCUUACACCGUGCCUUACGUGCCUCACGGAGGCUACAGCAAACCCGUGGGCCGGGCCGACCCGAUCAAACCAAACAACAAGUCGGUGCACGGCAAGAAGGCGCCCAGUGCCAUCUCCCACACGGUGAGCACCCCGGAGCUGGCCAACAUGCAGCUGCAGAGCAGCCACAGCUACAACACGGCGCACAUGCUCAAGAAUUACCUCUUCAGACCGCCGCCCCCCUACCCCCGACCCCGUCCCGCCACCAGCACGCCGGACCUCGCCAGCCACCGCCACCGCUACGUCAGCGGGAGCAGCCCCGACCUGGUCACGCGGAAGGUCCAGCUGUCGGUGAAGACUUUCCAAGAGGACAGCUCGCCGGUGGUCCACCAGUCGCUCCAAGAGGUGAGCGAGCCCCUGACGGCCAACAAGCGCCACGCCCCCGUCAACAAGCGCCACAGCCUGGAGGUGAUCAGCAACAUGGUGCGCGGCAUCGAGGCGAUGGCCCUCAAGACGCUCAACGCCCCCAUACCGCGCCGUAACACCCUCCGGGAGCAAGUGCAGCCAGAGGAGGCGCAGAGGAGCCACGACGUUCAGCAGCUCCCCCACUUCCAUCACAAGAAGACGUCCUCUGACGCCACCAUGCUCAUUCAUAGCAGCGAGAGCGAAGAGGAAGAAGAGACUCCUGAAGUGGUUCCGCGGAUCCCUGCGCUCCGUGACGACGUCAGGUACAAUGCUCAGUUGCAAGCCGCUCUGGCCCGUAUCCCUAAUAAACCACCCCCUGAGUAUCCAGGACCGAGGAAGAGUAUUAGCAAUGGAGCCUUGAGACAAGAUCAAGGAAACGUGUGUGCCGCCGUGGCGAGAACCAGGAUGAUGAGACCAGGACCCGCUAAGGCCAUGAGUGUAUCUCGACCUGACCAGCUCACCAUCAACGGGUCUUCUCUUGGCCCGUCUAUCUCAGAACCGGACCUCACAAGCGUAAAGGAACGAGUCAAGAAAGAGCCUGUGAAAGAGAGGCCGGUGUCCGAAAUGUUUUCUUUGGAGGACAGCAUUAUAGAAAGGGAAAUGAUGAUUAGGAAUCUAGAGAAACAGAAGAUGGCAGGCUUGGAGGCUCAGAAGAGGCCACUCAUGUUGGCAGCAUUGAAUGGGCUCUCAGUGGCUCGGGUACCAGGGCGUGAAGUUAGCCAAGAUGAUGCAUCUAGAAUGACAAUGGAUGACAGGUUUAGAACCCUGAAGAAGAAGCUGGAAGAGGGAUUGGUUUUCACAGAAUAUGAGCAAAUUCCAAAAAAGAAGCCAGAUGGUGUUUUCACUACUGCCAUACUCCCUGAAAAUGCUGAGCGAAGCCGAAUUCGAGAGGUGGUCCCCUAUGAGGAAAAUCGUGUUGGGCUGGUACCAACCAAAGAAAAUAGCACAGGGUAUAUCAACGCCUCUCAUAUCAAGGUGGCUGUUGCUGGAGAGGAAUGGCAUUAUAUAGCAACUCAAGGUCCACUUCCCCAUACCUGCCAUGACUUCUGGCAGAUGGUAUGGGAGCAAGGAGUGAAUGUGAUUGCCAUGGUCACAGCAGAAGAGGAAAGCGGAAGAACCAAGAGCCAUCGGUACUGGCCCAAACUGGGCUCUAAGCACAGCUCAGCCACCUAUGGCAAGUUCAAGGUGACCACAAAGUUCCGAACUGAUUCUGGUUGCUAUGCUACCACAGGUCUGAAGGUCAAGCAUCUUUUGUCUGGGCAGGAGAGGACAGUGUGGCACUUGCAAUAUACUGACUGGCCAGAUCAUGGUUGUCCAGAGGAUGUCCAAGGCUUUUUAUCAUAUUUGGAGGAGAUACAGUCAGUGCGUCGCCAUACCAACAGCAUGUUGGAUAAUACCAAGAAUUGCAACCCUCCGAUUGUAGUUCACUGCAGUGCUGGUGUGGGGAGAACAGGGGUGGUUAUUCUCACUGAACUAAUGAUAUGCUGCUUGGAGCACAAUGAAAAAGUGGAUGUGCCCAUGAUGUUGAGACACCUGAGAGAACAGAGAAUGUUCAUGAUCCAGACCAUCACUCAAUACAAGUUUGUCUAUCAGGUCCUUAUCCAGUUUCUCCAAAACUCCAGACUCAUUUAAUUUCUCAUAAGAGCCAGCUCCUCAUGGGAAUGGAUCCUACAGAACUUUGUGGAAUGAAAAGGCCUCCAGACAACAUCUGGUCUCCCAGUAGGGUGCAGAAGGCUGGCAGCAAGUGUACCACACUGUCGCCAGAGUCAGGAGCCCGAGGGUUCCCCAUGAGCAGAACAGGAAAGAUCAUGAGAGAUCAUCAUGGAUUAUUUUAUAUGAGAUAAUUUAUUUUUUUCCCUUGGAAUAACUUUUGUGAAUUUCUGUAUUAUCUUCUUGUACCAUGUAUAAUGACUAUGUUUGAACCACAUUUUGACUGGUCUGCAUUGUGACUUCUCUGUGGGGAGAAUUGCCUGCGGAUCACCUUAGAGACUGAGGUGUAAGGUAGGGAGCACAUCUAGUUUAGCCAGUUUUCCAACAAAACUUUUAAUUCAUCAUUGGUUACUGUUGGUCAGAUAUGAAGAAGGUGAAGGAUUGAUUCCUUCACAAAAAAAGCACAGAAAAGUCUCCCCCAAAGUAGAGAGUGAUUUCAUUGAAUGUUUUUGCUUCUUAGACUUGCCGGCUACUUUUGUCUUUCAUUUCUUAUCCUCUUUCUUUACCCUCAUUAACCUCUCAGUUUCUGAGGUUAACUUAGUGAUUGGGAGAACAGGAAAAAAAAAAUCCUCUUGAUUUGAGCAUUGCAAAUUCCCAGGCUCAAUACAGUGCAAUUGUCUCAGCCACCCACAAUUCUGAGAUUAGUAUUCCAUGGUUCCCUCUCAGGGACUAUGUUUCUUGUAGUUGCUUCCUUUGGUGGAUUCAUUUGAUGAGCCUAGUGGCCUUUGGGGCACACUGCCAACCCCAUCUGUUCAGUCAGGCUAGCUGCCUGAUUGAUAUCAGCUGAUGGACCAAAGUGGGAAGGGAGCAGAGUGGAAAGGCACUUGACAUUUUUUGUUAUUUAAAUGUGGUGGAUAGAUGCCCAGCGGGCUAGGUGAUAGGUACAGUUAGUCUAUCCAUCAGUCCAUCAAUAAGUUAUUGGAAAUAUUGCAAAGGAAACAGUUGGGUGAUCUGAUUUACAGGAGCUCUUUGGCACUCACAUAGCCAGUACCUUGGCAAGAACCCCUGAAAAGCUUAACCACAGUAUGUGUUAGUCAUCUCUCUCUUUCAAUGACCUGUAAGGACAAAAGCCAGAAUUACCAAUAACCUAAGAACACAAGUUCAGGUCCACUGGCUUCCUUUCUUGGAGAUCAUAUCCAUGAUUUUUUUCUAGUGAAAUUCUUUCUUUACUUCACAUACACUAAGCACAAAUUAGUUCCAUUACCACCCCUAUCUUGAGAUCUAUUUGGCAUUCUGUCUUACCAUUUGUACCAUCACAGCCCUUGUAACUUUCUUGCAUUAGUAUAUUGUGUUUCAUCUUGUUUACUUCUGGUCUGGAUUUAAUUCAGUGCUUGACUAGACUUGUCUCUGGAGCUCCAGUUCUUUUAGGAGAUAGCCAUAAUGUAGUGCCUUAAAAAAAAAAAAUCUGUGAGUUCUUAAUUGAUAUUGGUAUUGGGUUGGUUUUGGUAUAUUUUUUCAGUAUGUGCAUCAAUGUUCCUUAAAGUUCAUUUUUCCCCUGGUCUGAAGGUGGACAGAAAGAAGGCCUCCAGAAUAGUUGGAAGUAUAAUCUCCUUUUUGAAUUCAACAUUGUACGGUAGGAACCUUAGAAACUGGAUCAGAAUAAAAAUUGCUGUGCUUACCCAUUUAGCACUUUGCAUCUGGCCACAUGUGGCAACUUCACUUACACUGAUUUCAUUUCAGGAGAUUGAUUUGUAAAUACAAAAAUGUGGGGUUAUAUAUAAAUAAAGCUUCUCUUCCUCUUCCCAAGAGGACCCUUGGUUUCUGAAGAGAGUAGUUUCAUGUUAGCUUUACCAGAUUCUGGGAAUCUUAGCAUAUGUGUUCUAAAAUCAAAGCCAUAAGUAUUAAACAUAGUAUAGAAAGAACACACAUUAAUUUCCCCACUGGAUGGCUUAGAACUAGAUAAUAUAUUUAAUUGAGAGUUUUUUUUUUUACAUUGCUUAAAUAUAUGAGGAUGAUAACUUUUUUAUUUGUUUGGUCCCUGAAAUGAAGGACACCCAGAUAAACUUGUUUGCAUAGGGUCUCAAAUGGGUAUCUUUAAAAAAAAAUUAGCUCCAUUCCCAUGAACUUUACUUAGAUUAGUCCAUGGGUGCCACAUUGAGCUCUGUUAAUACUCUUCAUUGCACCAAAUGGAGGAGGGAAAAGAGUUUAAUCACAAACUUUGUGGAUAGUGUUUACAUCAAAUACCAAAUAACCUAAAGGAAUGCUUUUUAAAAAAUAAAAGAACCUAUAGAUUUUGCACAUUUUAAAAAUUGCUUUUGGUCCUUGAGCACAUUUUGCUUUUCUUUUCAGCUCUCCAGCAAAUGCCAACACAUCUCUUGUUAAAUUAGUGGCAACCAUUUAAAGUCCUUUUUGUGGCAUCUGCAUAAUAAUUGCCCAGAGAUGCUUUAUAUCUGGGAAGCAGGCCAAGGAAUAAACCUUGAAGCAAAGUGUAUUAAAUUAGUUAUCUAGUUAGAGCUUUUGGAAUAAUUUCCUGAUGAUGUAUCAAGUUUGAACCUCGAGCUGUCGGGUUCCAUUGCUGCAGUUUGGAUUUGAAAGGCAGAGAAUUAAAUGAGGUUUGGGAGGUGGCAUGGGAGGUAGUGGGCUCUGGUCUCUGGAUUCAGAGCUUUCUGGUGCAAAUGUUUGUUUCUUCUGCACGGAAAGCCUUACUUGUUCAGACAUUUCAAUGAAACAACAUGAUCCCUACAUUGAAAAAGGAAAAAUUUAAGCCAAGUAGUUGUAGAGAUGUAUUUGUAUAGUGUAUAAUCAAUCACUUAAUGGAAGGGAAAAUGUUAGUUGUUAACUAUCCUCUCUACAUCCUUAACAGACAACAGGCUGCUUGAGAAAACAGAAGGGAAGUGAGAUAACUGGUGACUAAUCUGCUUCAACUCUCCCAAGGCCUCUUCCCUUUUCUCAGAUGUUUUACUUUCCUUACAGUCUUACCAUUUGGGGCCUUUGCAUCUUUUUCUUUUCCUUUGUGUAAGGGCCUGGUGUUGCAUCUAGACAUCAGUAAUGUCUAGAGAAAGAGUGAACUCACUGCUAUCUGACAACUGCCACUGUUGACCUUCCUCGGCCAAAUUUGCCAUUGAGUUGAUUAAGUCACUUCAAACAGAUUUCCUACAUGAUAGAGAAAGUCUGGAAAAGUCUACUUUUAGAGUACUGUAUGUGGAAACUUGUAACUUUAAGAAACAGCACCUUAAUGUUUGUCCAAAGUUUGAGUUAAAAUACUUGCCUUAUAUACUGGUAUACCCUUAAUUUUUCAAAGUUGUCUUUCUGCCCAGGGUUCUUAUCAAUGCAUGGAUGGUCCUUAAACAGAGCCAGGUAGGUGACUGACUCUGCUAUCUUCCCUUUCAUUCAAAUCACAUGGAUUACUUCUUGGAAAUUAACUGUCCUUAAUCAUCUUAUCUGCAAUUUAUAAGUUUUUGAACCAGGUCUUGGCACACCAGUUUCCUUUCAUAAAAAAUGACUAGACCUUCCUCAGGGAACAACUGAGGAGAGGUUUUCAGAUAAAGAGAAACAUUAAAGAGGAAGCAUAUUCAUUCAUUCACUUAACCUGUAGUUACUAGAUUUCUUCUAUACUUGAAGAUGCCAAAGUCAUCCAUUGCCUCUCAGGCCAUAACCAAUCAUCCUGACUCUUGUCUUGCCCAUGGAUUUCAAUGACUGGAAGAGAGACUUUGUGCAAUUCUGCCUCAUCUAAAUCCAAUUCAUGUGUGAAUCAAGACAUUACACUAUGGGGUUCUCUUUGAAAAUGAAAGACAGACUUGAAUUUGGUCUUAGAUGCUUCCUAACUGGGUGACCCUGGGCAAGUCACUCAACCCCAGUUAUCUAGCUUUUACCACUCUUCUGCCUUGGGACCAAUAAUUAGUAUCAAUUCUAAGCUAGAAGGUAAGAGUUUUAAAAAAAGAUAACAAAGGACAAACAACUGUGGGUCAGUCGGUCAGUGAGCUAGGCACUGGGACUACAAAGGCAAUGAAUGAAAUAGUCAUUUUCCUCAGGGAGCUUCUAUUCUAGUACCUACAAAUUGUAGCGCAGCCACAUAAGUUCUGUUCAUUCAUUCACAAUCACAUGGCACCAUGCGCAUAGUUGCUAUGCAGUAAAUAUUUGUGAAAUGAAUGAAUGAAUGAACAAAUGGAGUUUGCUUAGACUAGAAGCUUAAGGCCUGUUCUAGCUCUAACAAUUCUUUGAGUCUGCCGAGCCUCAUUUUUCUCUCAGUUCUUAUAGCCUAUGAUCCCUUUUAUUCUUUCUUAAGUCACUUAAAGAUGCUUUGUCCACCUUAUCAUGAUUCCUUAGCCAGUUAGGUUAAAGGGCAAGUAUUAUUAUUCUUACAACUCAUGAUAAUACUCAUGGGAUAGUUGAUCAAUGUCCUUUAGGAAAUAAGUUAAUUUCAAAGGAAGUGGCAUGCGUAAGCAAUUUGUGUGUUUGUAGAUAGAAUAUUACUUGUUUCCUUGGGUUUUUAUCCAAGUUAGUGCAGGAGGGAAAGCACAUUAUUUGUACAUACAAAAUUCCUUGGAAUUCAGGUCUUCAAUGUUUUCUUUAAGUAACUGUGAUCAACACUGUGCUACUUGACCAGGCUGCUGGGGGAAAGUUAUCAAAUCAUUCCCUGAUCAGAAGUCAAGGUGGAGACAACAAAAUAUAAAAGCUGAAAUACUUCUACAUGGACGAUGUUGAAUAUUGCUGGUUCAGAAUAUCUCAUAAUGGCAAGAAGGAUUGCAAACUGGAUUGAACUUCACUUUUUGCACUUAUAGAACCUUCUUUAAGAAGAAAUCUUCUUUAUGCCUGAAUUUGAAUUGCUUCUACCAAACUCCUUUGAUUUUUUUCUCUGUAAAACAGGAGAAUAGGUAUAGCUAACCUCUUCCCUCUCUAACAUUCUCUUAAGUCAAUUCCAGGUUCCUCUUCUAAUUGAUUAAAUAGAUGGCCACUUAAGCAAGUUACCAACUCUGUUGUAGUGUUUUGAUUUCUAGUGUCUUACUAAAAGGUAGUUGAAUAAUAAUUUAACUUUUACUGAUUUGUUUUUUUGGGGGAGCUUUGUAGAAGCUCAGUUGGUUCAAUGAUGAUCUUUUUUGAACCCUUACCUUCUGUCUUAAUAUCAUUUCAAAGAUAGAAGAGAGGAAAGGACUAGGCAACUGGGGUUAAGUGAUUUGCUUAGGGUCAUACAGCUAAGAAGUGUAUGAGGUCAGAUUUGGACCCUGGUCCUCCUGACUCAAGGCCUGAAACUCUAUCUGUUGUGCCAUCUAGCUGUCCACAAUGGUGACUGUUUGGAAAAUUUGGGCCAUAUCUUUGGGGAGGCAGGAAGUGUAGGGAGAGAAUAGGUUAAUUUCAUCAAACUGGAAAUACCCCCCCCUCAUUAAUAUAAUCUGCAAUUCGUCUGUUUCUAUGAAUCUUACAAAUUUGCCUGGGGGUAUCAAGCAGGCACACAGCUAAUAUGUGUCAGAAACAAAAUUUGAACCCAGUUCUUGACCCCAAGUCUGGCCCUCCAGUGAGUCCCUCACUGCCUUUUAUACUUUUCUUAAAUCGUUGCUUUAGGUCUUUUCAAAAUUUACUAUUUCUCAUUUCUUUCUUGAGGCUGGAUUUUCCUUUAGAUGAUUAUGUGCCAAUAAUAAAAAUAAUAAUCUUAGUCAUAUCGUAAAUUGAAAAAUACUUUUCUUUCAAUAGCCACAUGAGUUAAGCAGUGUAAGGAUUAUUACCCCCAUUUUACAGAUGAAACCAAGGCUCAAUUCAAAUCAAUUCAGUAAGCAUAUAUUAAUUGCAGAGUGAGAAGCAUCAUGGAGUACUGAAUAUAAUUCACCUUGGAUUCUUGAAAAUCUGAGUUCAAGUCCCUCCUCUGACAUAUAGUGGCUCUGUGACCAUAGGCAAGUUGUCAAACUUCUUAGUACCCCCCAGACAAAUUUUUAUGACUGUAAGUUCAACAAUUGUUCAUAUCCUUUGCUAAGGGAGUUUCCUUACUGGGAUUUCCUUCUGCCAUUGAAACUAGAGGUCAAGGGAGAGAAAAAAAAUGUAAGGAAUAGUUAUUAGAGAUUUUAAAAUGACUUGCCCUGAUAUAUCUAAGGGUCUAGAUUCAUGCUCAGCCUUCAGUAGCUUCUAAAUCUAGCUUUCAUUAUCCUAUGCUGCUCCCAUGAAUCAUUUCCCCAAACUAGUGCUAGUAAUUGGUGAGAUGUAGCUAGAGGUCAAUAACCACUACAGCAAAUACUACCAGUGGAUGUUCUAGAUCUUUUCGUUAAGGUGUGAUUAUUGUUCCAUAAAGACAUCUCUUAGAACAUGAAAGUGGUUUUAUUAUAUAGAAGGCUUGCAGUAAUCAUGAUUGUUCAAGCAAGAUUUUGUGCACCAAUGGGCAAGUCUGUGGAUGCUCUGAACAAUUGUUUUUUCCUGAAAUGAAGUCCUGACCACCUAACUUCAGCAGAUGAGAGUAUUCUGAAGGUCUCUCUAACAAGAAAAAUGGAAUUUGCCUUUUGAUCUGGUUCUUUGAUAUAUGGUUGCUAGGAAAAGCAGGUGUAACCAUUUACAUUGUCUUUAAGGAGAGACAAAAAUCUUUUACAGGGCAUGCUAAGACCAGUCUGUGUUAGGGAGGUUCCUGUUGGGGAAGAGGAGUGGUUCACUAUGCUUGGAGAAUGUUGUGCUCGGCCCCAUCUUGGUGUCACUCAAACAGUUCUCAGUGCCAAUGAAUGCCUCCCUUGGGUGCUAUAGGUCAGAAGGGCAACAUGGCAUUGUAAAGUAUCAAUCUGAAUGUCUUUUAUGAGAUACCAAGGACCCUACUCUCUGGAUAACCACUACAGCCAUACUUUUAAUGCAUUUUAUUAAGCACAAGUAACCUUCAGUUUCCAGAUUUUCCUGAAUUAAGACCAAAACCAUUGAUAGCAGAGGGGAGAUAAUUUGGAUUUCUCCCCUAAAUUCACUAAUUCAGAUAAGCGUAAGAAUAAAAAUACUUUAUUUAGAUAGCUGAAUGUCAUUAGUUCCUCCAACAAAUUUUGGCUUUUUUCAGGUUGACAUUUUACAUGUAGCAUUUUAAAGCAAAUCAAAACAUUGUUCAUUGAACCCUGCCUCAUUCUUGCUUUGACAAGAACCCUAGAGAUAUUUCGUAGAAAGAAACAUUAAUGAGUGCCUGAUCGAAAUGAGUCAAAAUAGAAGAACGUGAUAUUUUCUGAGAAAAAUGAAUGACACUGAAUUUAUAUAACAGCUUUAAUAAUUUUCAAAGGUAUUUUUACAUAUACUAUCUCAUUUUAGUCUUCAUGACAACCUUGAGAGGUCAGUGCUAUUGUUAUCCCCAUUUUACAGAUGAGGACAAUGAGGCACAUAGAGGGUAAGGGACUUGCUCAGGGUCAUUCUGCUAGAAAGUGUCUAAAACAGGAUUCAAACGUGAGUCUCCCUCUUACAGAAGAAUCAUGCUAUUCAAAUGUUUUACCUUCUUUCAAGGCUAAAUGUUUGGCAGAACAGAAGUUAGCCUCUAGAAGGUGUGAUUUCCCAGUUAUAGUUUCUUUUCUUCAUGUCAGAGAGAUUUCUUGGACCUUAGUGCUGAGCAUUAGGCAUAGUUCUCUUUACUUCCAUCUCCUCAGAGUAGGGUUGUUUGUAGAAGGCAACAUGAGCAUUAGCCCCACAAAGUGUGGAAUGUCAGUUAACCCAAUUACUUUAAAAAUAAAUGUAAGAUUGCUUUGUUGUAACACUUGAGGACCAGGUUUGAUGUAUUACUCUCACUAUUUAUGCUCUAACACAAGUGCCUUUGGGUAUGUCCCAGUAAAAAGUCAUAGCUGAUCAUGUCUUCAGUCUACUGAAGUCAUACUUUGAAAAUUGUUUUGUAAAUUUCCCAGCAUGAUGGCUCAUAGGUCCAGUUUAAGGUAGGAGAGACUAGAAAGACAGGGAAGGAGUGUAUGAGCCUCAAAGAUAGUUUCCAAAGUAUUAAUCUACUUACUCAUGAUUUUGUCAUCAAUUGAAUGUUCAUUUCCUAGCUGAUUGCACACCUCCCUAUGUCAAAACAAGUGCUUUAUGGGUCUUAAGGAACUACUGGGAGGUGAGAAGACUGUAUCCUUGUACUGGCAUCUGUUUUCAUUUUUUUGUAAUAUUUUUACUUUGUCUCUAGAUGAAGUAGAGAUUGAAUAAUGUAGAUCGCCAGAUUGGAUAGUUCAAUCGCCCAAUGAGUUUUUAGGUUCAAAUUCUUCUGUUUGUCUUUCUACAUUGAUCCAUUGUACCAAAAUCACUCUCCACUUUGUUUUGUGCUAUAGUAUUGUUUUAUUUGCCCAAACCCAAUUUUACUGCAGACUAUGCCUAUUUGCAUGGUGAGCUUCAUACUAUUAAUAAUUAGAUUUCACAGGAUUUGGCUUUUCUAUCCCUAGGAUCAUUAAGGUCCAUAAGAGUCAACUCUCAUCCUCUUUGAAUAAAAAACAUUCUUAUGCUAGAGAACAUAAAACCUAACGAUGAUUAACUGAUCAUAGUGACCAGUUGGACAGCUUGUCUUGGAUGAGUUGAGUGGGGAUGGGUAUUAUUCCAUAGUCAUAAAGAACCUCACAAUUUUAUUGAGUGGCAUAGUGAUUAUCCAUUCAUUAACUACAUAAACAACUCAUUAUUGGAAACUUAACCUAGUUGGACUGAUAACUUCAAAAUGGCACAGUUUAUUAGUAGAAAAGUAGUCAUCUAAAAUCCCUACCCAAUGACUAAAUAACUAGCUUUAGGAAACAUUAUUUUUAAUAGACAAGCUAACCUAGUUUCAGGGCAUAACCCAGUUUUAUAUGAUUUCCCAAAUAAAGUCUUGUUUUUUAGGAGAACCACCAGUGGUAAAAGUAUCUAGAUAACAUAUAGGACUUAAUAGCUCAGGAACACGAAGUUACACUUUUGUUCCUUUGUUGAUGGAGAUCAGUGACAGACUACUUAUGUUCUGCUCACCAUCUGACAACUUAAGAAGAGCUAUUGCCCUAGUUGCUACAACAGGUUUGGUGCUGCUCUUUAGGAAGAACUUUGUAGUAAUUAGUCAAAGGUUGACUUCUCAUAGGAUCUCUGUGGCUUUGGCCAUCAUUGUAACAUUUAUAGUUGGAAAUAGAACCUUUGAAAACUAAUCUCUAAUCUCUGUGUGCUGAGAUAACAUUCGCUUUCACAGACUUUUUGCACAGAUUUUUGCUUUUUUAUUGGUCUCAAAGUUGAAUGAGUUUUAGGUCUAUCAAGACUCGUAGAACCAUAACCAGGUUAGAGCUAACUAUCUCAUAGUGCUCUGAGAAAGGUAGUCCAACAAAGAGGCUUGUUAUCUAACCAAAGCUUGCCAAUCCCUGAUGUCCCUUUCACCCCACCCCCACCCCAUGUAUUGAAA
Monodelphis domestica (gray short-tailed opossum) is the source of this 14261-nucleotide messenger RNA. RefSeq names its product protein tyrosine phosphatase non-receptor type 14 (gene PTPN14). The record is from RefSeq and is a predicted model, not a curated record. Gene Ontology annotation, cellular component: cytoplasm; cytoskeleton. NCBI's taxonomy places the organism in Eukaryota, Metazoa, Chordata, Mammalia, Didelphimorphia, Didelphidae. Gene Ontology annotation, biological process: protein dephosphorylation; lymphangiogenesis. Gene Ontology annotation, molecular function: protein tyrosine phosphatase activity.